Molecule: messenger RNA, 7095 nt
Organism: Cavia porcellus (domestic guinea pig)
Lineage: Eukaryota; Metazoa; Chordata; Mammalia; Rodentia; Caviidae
Gene: Usp45
Product: ubiquitin specific peptidase 45
Exons: 18
Coding region: 937-3312 (791 amino acids)
Biological process (GO): protein deubiquitination
Molecular function (GO): cysteine-type deubiquitinase activity; zinc ion binding
Source: RefSeq, a predicted model, not a curated record
CGGCCGGAGCUCCCCGGUGCACGGCCCACCGCCUCUCCCCGCCUGGGGACGCUUGGUAGCGUUUAGUGUCUGUUUCAGCUUCAAGUGGAAAAUGGGAAAGUAGUUGUGAGGAUCGAGUGGGUUGGUAUCUAGGAAGUGUGUAGAAUUGGAGCACGAUACACAGUGAAACUGUUUUGAGCCUGGUUGUCUGUAAAGACUGAUUCCCUUUCCUUUUCCACUGACCCCGGAAAAGGCGGAUCAUAUUUUUUGGGUUUUUAUUUGUAUAGUCUGUUUAAAACAAACUUUUCAAACAAGUUAUUUACCCAUCCUAAUCUAGAAGGGGGAAAAAGAUGUUAGGUGCUGCUGAUGUUUGAAAACUGUAGUUUUAAGUAUGGAAAACUAUGAAAAAAAUGGACAGCAUAAAUAUUUGUGUUGAAGAGUUAACAAAGCAGGCCUGAGACUGCUACCCUACUUUGAAAGGUCUGCUUGCAACCUUGGCCCUCCUUGGGUCUCAGGGAACUUGGGUUUGGGAAGUGUUUUGACCUGAGGACUAUUAGUUUAUGCUUAAUACUAUGUUUCAUUCUGAAAUUAUCAGCUUCAUAAAAAUCCUGGGCUUCAGGUUUUUCACAGACUUCCCUGGCCAGAGGCAUUGGCUACAUGUUGUUGCAUAUUCUUUGCUGCAAGGGAAAGUGCUGUGUUAAAGCUAACCCUAACCUCACCUGCAAAGGAAGCAGGGUAAGGAACCCUGUAUGUACAAGAUCCUCUAGACUCCCCCUGUUCUCCAUUGUGAUUCAUUGUAUAUAUUCAUACAGCAUUGCUAAUAAAUGUCAGCUGUGAGUACAACUGAGCCGAGUCCUGUGAAUCCUUCUGGCCACUCCAAAUUCGGGAAGUGAAGGAGGUGUCUUGAAGAUUCCCAGACAAAAUUUUGAUGACAAGAAGUUUUUUAGUAAGUAACAGAUGAGGGUGAAAGAUCCAUCCAAAGCUCCACCUGAGAAAGAAAAAAGAAAUAGAAAGCCUUCAAUACUUUAUGAUGAAGAUUCUUCAGAUGACAUUACUGAUUUAACUUGCCAACAUGUAAGCCAUGCUGUCAGUGUGAAUCAUGUGAAGAAAGCAAUAGCUGAGAAUCUGUGGUCAGUUUGUUCAGAAUGUUUAAAAGAAAGAAGGUUUUACGAUGGACAACCAGUAUUUCCUUCAGAUAUUUGGUUGUGCCUUAAGUGUGGUUUUCAGGGAUGUGGCAGAAAUUCAGAAAAUCAGCAUUCCCUGAAGCACUUCAAGAGUUCCAGGCCAGAGUCUCACUGUAUUAUAAUUAAUCUUAGCACAUGGAUUAUAUGGUGUUACGAGUGUGAUGAAAAAUUAUCAACACAUUGCAAUAAGAAGGUUUUGGCCCAGGUAGUUGAUUUACUUCAGAAACAUGUUUCUAAAGCACAAACAAGUACAUUUUCUAGAAUCAUAAAACUUUGUGAAGAAAAACGUGAAUCAAGUGAAAUAAAGAAAGGAGGAAAAAGUAGCAAUGUUCCAUCUGUAAAAGGAAUUACAAAUUUAGGAAAUACCUGCUUCUUUAAUGCAGUCAUUCAGAACCUGGCACAGACUUAUAUUCUUAUUGAACUAAUGAAUGAGAUACAAGAAGAUGGUACAAAAUUAAAGAUCUCUCCUUCCACCGAUUCUCAGCUGGACCCAUUAUCUGUGGAACUUUCAAGCCCUGGACCUCUGACCUCAGCCUUGCUCCUUUUUCUUCACAGCAUGACAGAGACUGAAAGGGGACCACUUUCUCCCAAAGUUCUUUUUAACCAGCUUUGUCAGAAGGCUCCUCGAUUUAAAGAUUUCCAACAACAGGAUAGUCAGGAGCUUCUUCAUUAUUUGUUGGAUGCUGUGAGGACAGAAGAAAAAAAGAGAAUACAAGCUAGCAUUCUCAAAGCAUUUAACAACCCCACUACUAAAACUGCUGAUGAUGAAACUAGAAAGAAAGUCAAAGAUAUGACUUUUACAGCAUAUGGAAAAGAAGGUGUGAAAAUGAACUUCAUAGACCGGAUCUUUAUUGGUGAAUUAACUAGCACAGUCAUGUGUGAAGAAUGUGCAAAUAUCUCCACAGUGAAAGAUCCUUUUAUUGAUAUUUCACUUCCUAUAAUAGAAGAAAGGGUUUCAAAACCUGUAUUUCUGGGAAAAGUGAAUAAACAUAGAAGCUUGCAGGAGGCAGACCAUGGUCAGUGCAGUGGUGCUGAUGCUGUAGAAAAUGCUCAGUCUAAAGCUGCCAACAAGCAGCCUUCCUCUGAGGAUAAGAGCCACGACAGAGGACCGGGGAGAAGGCUGUCGUCCGGAGAGGAGACGGGCCUCCAUCGGAGGGGCGCCAGCCCACGGCGGGGCGCCAGGCCCCCCGAGAACGAGAGCCCCAGUGACGGCAGCGGGCCGGCGGCCUGCGCGCCCGAGAGCAGCAGCGCGGACGCGGACAGCGAGGCCUCGGAGUGGGAGGGCUGCGCCCCGCCGCGGCGCCCUGCGGGGGCCCGAGCCGCGGAGCCGGAGCCGGGGCCGGAGCCGGGGCCGGGGCCGGGCAGCAGCGACGAGGGCGCGGCCGGCCUCUCCGGGCUGUGUCUGAGCAGCGCCCCCGCUGGAGCCGCGGGGUCUGACGCGGAGAGCCCGGCGCCGAGGGCUCCGGGGGCUUUUCCCGGGGAGCCGGGGCGCAGGGCCCGGAGCCCCCAGGCUGCUUUCCAGACCCUGUCCCAGAGCUACGCGGCGGCGUCCAGGGAGUGCUCGGUGCAGUCCUGCCUGCACCAGUUCACAGCCGUGGAGCUGCUGAUGGGCAACAACAGGCUGCUGUGCGAGAACUGCACCGGGAGGGAGCGGCGGCAGCGCCCCCAGGCCGGCUCUGCAGAAAAGAAAGAGGGAGUUUACACUACCGCCAGGAAGCAGUUGCUCAUUUCUGCCGUUCCAGCUAUCCUAAUUCUCCACCUUAAAAGAUUCCAUCAGGCUGGCAUGAGUCUUCGUAAAGUAAACAGACAUGUAGAUUUUCCACUUAUGCUUGAUUUAGCACCAUUCUGUUCUGCUACCUGUAAGAAUGUAAAUAUGGGAGAUAAAGUUCUCUAUGAUCUCUAUGGCAUAGUGGAACACAGUGGCUCAAUGAGAGGAGGUCAUUACACUGCGUACGUGAAAGUGAGACUGCCCUCCAGGAAACUCUUGGAACACAUCACUGGAAAGAAAAGCAUAACUGGUUUGAAAGAACUUGAUAGUGAAUCAGGAGGCCAGUGGGUCCAUGUUAGUGACACUUACGUGCAAGUGGUUCCAGAAUCAAGAGCGCUUUGUGCACAAGCUUACCUUCUUUUUUAUGAAAGAAUAUUAUAAUCAUUUGUUAAUUGUUAGUUAGCUUAUUUUUAUUUGAAUGCUGCAAUGAUAACCAUAACAGGUAACGUGCCUUUGUAAUCUUAGUCCCUCUUCUGUAGGAAGAGCAUAUUUCUCAAAAAAUGCCCUCUCUUUUUUUAAUUUGGAGAAUGCUUUUAAAGUUAGUAAAAUUUACUGAAUACUUUCAGAUUAACAUCUUAAACAUAAAGACUUCGUUUUUCAAAAAUUUCUGCUGGGGACAAAUUUACAGUAAUAGAAUAAACACCUUUAUGGCUAUGGUUCAUCAUUAUAAGCAUUCAGAAAUGAUCCUGGCUAAAUAAAAUUAUUCCUUAAUGCAAUAUUUCUGAAAGGUGAUAUCACCUUCCUGAUCGCAUAUAAUAUAUCCUGUGCCAUUAUUUACUUAUUUUUUUAAACAUUUUAGCUUUUCAUGACUUAACCAUGUUAUAAACAAAUACAUUUCACAUUUUAUAUGCCUGUUAUUUUUCAUAAUAAAUAUUAAAUUUAUAACUGUUAAAGAGAAAAUACUCAUCCAUAUACCAUUCUAUUUAAAAAUCAUUUCAUGGGACCAGGGAUUUAGCUCAGUGGCAUAAGCACUUGCCUUGUAAGUACACAGUUGUGAGUUUGAUCCCUGGUACCAAAAAAAAAAAAAAAAAAAAAAAAAAUCAUCUCAGGGAUAUCCUGUAGUAAAUGUGUAUUACUACUUGGGAAACAUUGCUAUACCUAAGUGAAAUAAUGCUAGUUACCAUGUCAUAUUUUGUAUAAUUCAAGCAUAUAAACAGUGUCAUUGUAAUUUCAGUAUUGUGGGGUUUACAAGUAAUUAUUGCAUAGCUUAUUACUUUCAGGUUUUGAAAAUAUUGAAACAUUUUAUAAACAUAACUUCUGCAGCCUAUUCAUGGAAGUUAGAUGAUAUAUUAAGUGGUUGGCCAAGAUCAAAAUACAAUUACAGAUAAUUGUAACAUACAGAAUUGGUAAACAGAAAUUGAUAAUCUACGUGGCACCAUAGGAUAUCUUUAAAAUAUAAGUUACCAAAUUAUAUUUGUAAAUGAUAUAGAAUUAUAUUCUUAUACUUACAGAAAAAUAAAGUACAUUUUCUACUUCUGUAUUUCAGUAUAUAUUAAACAUUGUUUUAGGGUAUAGAGAUCAUUUGUGUAUGUGUCUUAAGCAUCAUUGAAAAUUUCAAGAGAAUUUAGCUCUUACUUUACUGGAGCACAGAGUAGGCAUUUCUGUUUAAAAUAACAGCAAAAAUGUGGUAGUUCCCCUUUUUUAGAAUACAAAUUAUUAAACUGACAAAAGUUAGUUUGAGCCGGGUAUGGUGGCUCAUGCCUAUAAUCCCAGCACCCGGGAGGCUGAGUCAGGAGGAUCGUUGAGAGUUCGAGAUUAGCCUGAGCUACAAAGUGAUCUCAAAGCCAGCCUGAACUGCAUAGCGAGACCCUGUCUCAAAAAGACAAAAAUAAAAAAGGCUUGAAAUAUACUAUUGCUUAGGCUUGCAUUUCAAAAAAUCAUGGGUACUUCAGGAUCAUAUUAUUGAAUCAAAACAUAACUGCAUGGUUCAAGCAUCUUAAUCAUUAUUGCCAAUGGAUUAUACUACAGGCAAGGAUUGGACAAUUUCCUAGGAAGGGAAGAAGGAAUGUAUAUACUGUGUGGAAUGUAUAUACUGUUGUAUAUACUGUGUGGAAAUAUUAACCAAUCCUGAUCCUCUGUAAAAAGCAAUUCUAUAAUUCUGUAUAUAUAUAUUAUAAUAUAUAUUUGUUCAUUACAAUCUUACAUAUAUAUUUAUAUAUUAUAAUUCUAUAAUUCUGUGUAUAUAUAUUAUUGUCAAGGUUACCAGUGUUGCCUUUUGAUAUAUGGGUAAAUGAAAUUAUAAUUAGUAUUAAAGAUAGUAAUAGUAUAUAAGAUGUAGAGCUUUAAGAUGUCAUUGCAUAAAUUCUAUUUUUAAGGUGUCAAAAUUUCUAUAAUAGCAUUUUUCUUGAUUUUUAACAAUGAAAAUGAAGAAAUAUAUCUUGGUUAAUUUGCAAAGGCAAGUCGUUCAUGGAAAAGGUAGUUUUUUUUGUUGGGUGUUGUGGUGCAUUCCUGUAAUCUUAGCACUCAGGAGUUUGAGGCAGGAGGGUCACUGUAAGUUCAAGGCCAGCCUGAAAUACAUAUCGAGACCCUGUCUCAAAAAAACCAAAAUAAUAAGUAAAAGGUAGCAUUUAGUAGUUUCUGUUUAACUGUAAUCAGUAAUUGAAAAUUUCAGUAUCAAAGCAAUGUAUUUUCUGAAAAAUACUAAUUUCUUUAUUCAAAUAAGCCAUCCUGGUAAUAGCAGUUAUCAGCUUAUUCCCUUCAACAAAUGUAAAUAAUACUGCCUCACUUUUCUCCUAGAAAAGAUUAUUAAGAAGUAUGCACUUUUCAUUGGAUGGGCACUUGUCUGUCAUUUCAGAUAUCUAGCUAGAGACCCAUACUUCAUGUGAGGAUAUUUAUUUUACCAUGUUUUAAGAUGGAAAGACCUGUGCAAAUUUUAGACAUUAUUCUAGAGCAGUGGUGGGGAAUCUUUUAGAGACCGAGUGCCUAAACUGCAACUGAAAACCCACCUAUUUAUUGCAAAGUGCCAACACUGCAGUUAAACCUGAAUACUGCGGUUUAUACUGAUGCUACGCUUCUGCAGUGGCUGGGCUGUGGUGCCUUGUAGAAAGGGGUUCUGCGGCGUAUGGGGCACAGGUUUGCCCUCAGUCUUCCAGAGUAGUAAAUGAGCUAACUCAGAAACUUACUUUUUUUUGGCCUAGAAUUUAUGAAUGGAUAUUUCUUGUCAUCUGAAAAUAAAAACAUUUGAUUUUUGAUACCUAGGAAUUUCUUAAAUAUGGCUUUUGUAGUAGAGAAAGCAUGUUAAACUACACAUUACUCUGUAUUUAAAUUUUGCUUUUAUUUUGAAGUUUUCCAAAGUAAACUUGCAGUGUUAUUAAUGAGGCUACUGUAAUAACAAUAGUAUCCAGAUUACCUCAGGAAAUAGUACAAAUAAAUGAAUGUUUACAGAUCAUCCACACAAUGAUCAGUGUUUGGCUGAGUGAAUUUAAGAAGUAAAACAAAGACAUUUCACUGUUGACAAAGUGGUUUACAGAGUAUGUUGGGGUCAGUUCUCUCUAGUUUUUCCAUAUUUAAAAUUAUAAAAUUUUAAUUGUGUCAACUAGAUAACUAUUUUUGACAUAACCAAACAGAUCUAUACUUAAUAUUUUGUCAUUUAAUAUUUUUAAAAGUUAUAUGAAGACCAUCUUUUUAGGUGGCCAAGGAGAGUAUUGUGUAUCAAAAGAAUAGUUGAUAUACCAGGAGCUAUUUUACUAUUUAAUAGCUUAGCUCACAUGUGAUGACUUCACACAUGCAUUGUGAUUUUAUGCAGUAGUUGAAUAAAAUCUUCUAAAGAUUAAGCUGUGAAAUGUAUCCUUUGCAUCUAGUUUUUGUAGUUAAAAAAAACCCAUCCUUCCUACUUUUUAAAAUUUUAUAUUUGUAAUUGUCUUUCUGCAUGAUUCCUGAUCAAAUAAGCCUACACCAAAUUAUGUGCAAUAGACUUAAACCUUUAAAUAGUAUGCAAUGUUUUAAGACUAUUUAUUUAAAAUAAUUUUGUUUGCAUAGCAAUCAAUUCAAGUGAGUUUAAAGAUAGAUGACUAUAUUUCCAAUUUUGAGUAAUUAACUCAUGUCAUUCCUACUGUGUUAGCCUUCCAUUUUGCAGUGAUUUUAGAAAAUAGCUGUGUAAUUUAUUGAGCAUUAUUUUGGUGUUACUGUAUAAACAUAAUAAAUAUUAAAUUCUUAUUUAUCUUA